CACAGCUGUUGCCCCCAGAAAAGUUCUUAAUUAUAUUAUUAUCUUUUGUUUUGCUGCUCUUUUGUUUGUUUCCGUUGCAAUUGUUAUGUUUCUUUUGCAUUCAUUGACCGUUUUGUGCCUUAUCCUUGCCACAUGCCAGGCCAAGUCCAUCAAGAAGGCGCAGGCUAAUCUGCUGGAGCCGACAUUUGAUUUGGACGACUGGCAUGGCAAAUGGUUUCCUUACGCUCCCGGAGAGCCUCACAUUCCGAAAGUGCAACGUGUACCUGAGACGAACACAACAGCCACCACCUCUGAUGAUUGGACAGGCAAGUGGUUCCCCUAUGCACCGGGAGAACCGCAUGUGAUCAAAAGUCAAACGGCGAGCACAUCAGCGGCACCGGAGGAGCCAUCUGCAGACGGCUGGAAUGGCAAAUGGUUCCCCCAGGAGCCACACAAACAUCAGCAGAAGGCAGAGAAACCCUCAAAAGAAAUCAACUGUGAUGACGGAAUGAGCAACCUGUCCGUGGAUUAUGAUCCAAAUGAUGUGCGCCAGAGCUUCAAUGUCCUGUGCAUCAGCAGCAAUCGCAGCAUCUACGAUCCGAACAUGUCCAGGGAGGCGCUGCUCACGGAGCACUUCCUGCCCAGUGCCUAUAUGCCGCCAUCCAAGUGCCUGAACGUGUCCAUCGAGUACACGCAUCUGCCACCAACCAAUGGCCCCUUCCGUCCGUUACCCGCCGAGUACGGCACCUACUCGUACCUGCCGCCACAGCGAUACAUGAGGAAUCUCGCCGAGGGUGCCAUUGUUAUGCUGUACCAUCCCUGUGCCUUCCUGGGCCAGGUGGAUCAGUUGCAGCAGAUUGUCGGCGGUUGUCUGUAUCGCCACCUCAUCUCGCCCUCGCAGUCGCUGUCGCCGGAACGACCGCUGGCGCUGCUCGCCUGGAAUCACAUCCUGGAGAUGUCCGUCGUGGACAAGCAUCUCGUGGCGGAUUUCAUCAAGAAGCACGCCAAGCAGGGGCCCCUGGCCGUGGAGAAUCUCUCGAGACUGGUGGACAAGCGGCAGUCCUACAAGGCGGGACUGCAGACGGAGGCGCGUUUGGUCACGACUGGAGAUGACUACGAGCUGUGCGGUUACCUGGAGGACCAAAUGUAGUGGAGUGGAGGGGGAUUUACUUUGCUACGUGUUACCUAUUUUGUUGAAUAAAAUGUGAAUAUUUUGAAAGGAAAUAGGGUA
Molecule: messenger RNA, 1210 nt
Organism: Drosophila guanche
Lineage: Eukaryota; Metazoa; Arthropoda; Insecta; Diptera; Drosophilidae
Exons: 3
Coding region: 86-1129 (347 amino acids)
Cellular component (GO): cytoplasm
Source: RefSeq, a predicted model, not a curated record